This is a messenger RNA of Varroa destructor (honeybee mite), 2060 nucleotides long. RefSeq lists its product as uncharacterized. Lineage: Eukaryota; Metazoa; Arthropoda; Arachnida; Mesostigmata; Varroidae. Gene Ontology annotation, cellular component: chitin-based extracellular matrix. Gene Ontology annotation, molecular function: structural constituent of chitin-based larval cuticle. The record is from RefSeq and is a predicted model, not a curated record.
UGUACCCAUUUGAAGGAAGCUUCUAUGCAAAAGGAAAAAAACUUCACUCAUGGAGGUGAUAGCAAUACGGAUAAGAUAUGUAUUUACAACUGUUUCGCCAAAUGCAGUAACGGUUAUUGCUAGGCAAGUCUUGAGAAAGCGCGGACAAUUCAUGUUCGGCCUGACGUAAAUGUUUAACAAGCACGGAUUUUUUAAAGACUAUCAGCUUCGUAUGGCUAUGGGGCAUUGACGCGCGUAGAUCUCAGCGCAUAGUCGCCUGCUCUUCUUAUUGAGACCUCACGUGUCUCACUGAUGUUCAUCGACACCCCAGGGCUCACGUGGUACCGCCCUCAUCAACGAUGGCCAUCGACAACGAAAAAAGCCAACAGCAGUAGCAGCAAUAACAACAGCAACAACAACAAAACUAACAGCAAACGACGACCACAGCCAGGACCAUGAAAACAAUGCGACCUAUGCGUACGAAUGGUGAAGUGCGAUAGGCUAUCCUGCGAUUUUCUGCUGCCUCGAUGGCUACUACGUGCGUCUUAAUCAUGGGGUCCGUAUCAGCGCAGGAAAAUAAUGUCGAAGAUGUGUUUCCACUCGGAGUUAAGGCGGAAAGACAGGACGAGAACCGUCUGUCCAGGCAAUUUUAUAAUCCUUCCAGCACCCGAGCAAACCCGUCUAACGAACGACCCCAGCCUUAUGAUUUCGGCUACAAUAUCCAAGACGAAUAUGGCAACAAUCAAUUUAGGCAGGAGAGCGGAGAUGCGAAUGGGGCAGUCCAAGGAACCUACGGCUACACAGAUGCCUUCGGCAUCUUUCGCAGGGUGAAGUACGUUGCAGACCACGACGGCUAUCGCUUGGAAAUGAAAUCAAACGAACCUGGUACCAAACAGGAAAGCCCAGCUUCUGCAGUCUUUCAAAUCGAAGAUCCCCCACAGGGAGCCUACCGCCAGGUAUCAACUGGUGGUCUAUCAACUAGUGUAUUACAGAGUGGUCGACGGCCCUCAGUUGGAUCCUCACGAAGGUUUCCCGCAGGAAGCGCAGCGGCUUCCAGCUCCUAAGCACCAUAUUUACUUAGUAUCAACCCUUGUUGUACUGAGCUAUUAUCCAUAAUGGACAUAACCUGGGCACCUUUACCACACAAACGCUGCCUCAACGCUAAAAAUUAUUGUGAAGCACCGAAGGCGAUCCAAAGCGAACAGCUAAAACAUACCUGAAAACUAUAGAAAGUAAUCGAGGUGAAUAAUAAUACUGUAGACAUCAUUUUGUUUUUAAGCAAAUAUUCGCCCACUAGCGCACAGUAAAAGCGUUUUCGAUUGUCUUCGUGUCCUCCUCAAAGAGUACAGAGCAAAUAUUGAUAGUAAACACUGCCAGAGCACAAGAAUAUGAAUUGCUACUGAUCUAAUUACCGGUCUAAGCCAAUUAUGCACUUAGGGUACUCAAAUAUCCGUGCGUUACAACAAGAAGAAAAGUGAACUCGCUCGUACAAAAUAUAAAGAAGAUCUGCCACAUGAACUGCUUCGACUUAAAUACACAUUAAAUUCGACUUCCUACAUUGAGUAGGAGGUUGUCACCUUUUCCUUUGUUUCAUCGCUGUAUCUAUUACAUUUUUCAAGUACCCCAAGUAAACGCAAUCCAGUGAAUCAAAAAUGACUGCAAGAUUCCAUGCCAUACCUAUUCUGGUUUUUUGGGUUGGCAUCAAAAAUGCACAUCUGUGCUCAUCAGUUGAUGGAGCAAACGGGCAGCCCAGAGCCUGUAACGUUUUAAUGAGUUGGAGAAGGACGUUCGAUUCAUGCUGGUGCAAUGCUAAUCGCAACAAACAAAUUAGCCAAGUUAAUUCUGAUUUGGAACAACUAACACUACUUGCGUGUAUACCGUAUGUAAAUGUUUUCGAUAAGCACGUGCGCUGAGCAGCCUUCUUUCUGAAUAAUGUCCGUUACUUUUCAUAAUAUGGAUAAUAAAUUUUGAGGUAAAACAAAUUAUUCGUUUGAGUUGGAUUUGUUUGCAAUAUUGAUCCUGAAAAAUUAAUUAGUGAUUUCAUACAAAAAGCAAAAAUAGUGCUUCUGAAAACGGUUCUG